ACGAAGUGGCAAAGGAGUGACCAGCCGUCGGCCUACAAAACAUGUGACAGCCUGGUGCUGAAUAUACAGUCCGAGUUGAAGUCUGCAAGAGCCUUGCCCAUGAAGCUUCUCACGGAUAAGUACAAUAACUGCAAACGGCACCAGCUUGGCCGACCAUCACACUCCGCCUUAGUAUCCAACUUUCAUGCUGAAAAAGAAGAUAAUGAGCUACUUGGGGACCAGCAAUUGACAUGUAUGGUAAGUGGCAUGGGUAUACAGGCGCACUCUUCACGGAGCAACCACUUGUCUGUGUCGUCUGCAAACGGUCCGAUGGCCGGUAAUACCCAGUCAUUGCCGAACAGUCAUACUAGUAACGCACCUGGCCCGACUCCAACCAUCCCAGUCCAGCCGGUUGCCGCAGAUUUCCUGCCCGCAUCCACGUCCACUCCGCACCCCAGUGUCCGGCAAGAGAACGGGCCCAAUGCCAGGAGUUACGACGGGCCCACUGCCAGGAAUUACGAUAGGCUCACUGCCAGGAGUUACGAUAGGCCCGCUGCGAUAUCCGCUGGGCUUGUCCCCGCCAAUGUCGUGUUGCCCACUGAUUUUGGCUUCAAAGGAUCCGCUACUCCGCCGCGUCAGGUGAACACCAGUGGAUCAGUUUCAUCUCUGGGUACUACAUCAGCCUCCAGUACAGAUGUGUCGGCUAGUACGGCUUUGACUACAAACUCGGGUGCGAGGCAACCAGUGGCGGCUGCGGUGUCUUCUACAGCGCCAUCUCAACCACGGUCGCAGCAGGUUCUUGCUGAUCUCUAGCGUGCUAUGUGGUGUGUGAGUGCGUGCGCGCGCGCGCGGACGCGCACACACAAUGCCAUGUGUUGUGCGGUGUGUGCGUGCAUGUGGGGUUUGUGUAUGUGUGUGUGCGAGCGCGCGCGCACAAUGCCAUAUGUUGUGCGGUGUGUGUACGUGUGUGU
Sycon ciliatum is the source of this 950-nucleotide messenger RNA. RefSeq lists its product as uncharacterized. NCBI's taxonomy places the organism in Eukaryota, Metazoa, Porifera, Calcarea, Leucosolenida, Sycettidae. The transcript is spliced from 2 exons. The coding region runs from base 100 to 792 and encodes 230 amino acids. The record is from RefSeq and is a predicted model, not a curated record.